Oreochromis niloticus (Nile tilapia) is the source of this 15501-nucleotide messenger RNA. RefSeq names its product wingless-type MMTV integration site family, member 7Bb (gene wnt7bb). Gene Ontology annotation, biological process: cell fate commitment; canonical Wnt signaling pathway; multicellular organism development. The record is from RefSeq and is a predicted model, not a curated record. Lineage: Eukaryota; Metazoa; Chordata; Actinopteri; Cichliformes; Cichlidae. The coding region runs from base 617 to 1666 and encodes 349 amino acids. Gene Ontology annotation, molecular function: frizzled binding; cytokine activity. The transcript is spliced from 4 exons. Gene Ontology annotation, cellular component: extracellular region.
ACGUGUUGAGCUCAGCAUUGAAGCCCGUCCCAUCCUCUGCAUAUCCAUGCUGCAGGAGGAGGAGGAGGAGGAGGCAAGGAGUCCUUUUGUUACCUGUAUUAGACUACCUGGCGGUUGCAAGUUAGUAACGUGGUCUGUGUUUAAGAUGUCUUCAAAACAUAGAAGCAGCGAUGUUCCAAAGCUUUAAACACCACGAAAUCCGCGUUUUUUUCCUUUUCUUUUAGGACACUGCAGUAUGCGCAACUAUUUCUCCCCCCUCGCUCUCUUUCUACCUGCAAGGCACAGCAAGUAGGAAUUGUUAAUUAGGUUUUACCGUCAAAGUAAGGACGAAUAGGAGGCACUUCCUCCAAGAACUCAUUCACCUUUCAAGUCCGAACCUCUCUCGAGUUUCACUUUGGAGUUCUUAGCCACCUUUCAGGUCGUCAUCAGCAUCUCACCUGUACUCGCGGACCAUGGAUUUCGCACGGUCGAUUAUUUCCAAGGAGCUUCUGCUAGAUGUCGCGGGAAACAGACGGUACACGUGCAUCUGGAAGGGCUAAGAAACCUGCCAAUGUGAACGGAAAGCGUGGCCACUUUAUGUUACAGUGCAUGGCCUCCGGACAAAGUGGCAACGAUCAUGCACGAAACCCUCCGAAGACGGAGUCUCUACGUGUUCCUGUGUUUUGGCAUCAUAUACCUCAGACUUGGGGCCCUGUCCUCGGUGGUGGCUCUGGGUGCCAACAUCAUCUGCAACAAGAUCCCAGGGCUGGCACCUCGCCAGCGGGCCAUCUGCCAGAGCCGCCCGGACGCCAUAAUUGUUGUGGGCGAAGGGGCCCAGAUGGGCAUCAAUGAGUGUCAAUACCAGUUCCGAUAUGGACGCUGGAACUGUUCGGCGCUGGGAGAAAGAACAGUCUUCGGUCAGGAGCUGCGAGUAGGCAGCCGGGAAGCAGCUUUUACCUAUGCCAUCACAGCGGCUGGGGUGGCCCAUGCUAUCACCGCAGCAUGCAGCCAAGGCAACCUGAGUCAGUGUGGAUGUGACAGGGAGAAGCAGGGUUAUUAUAAUCAGGAGGAAGGCUGGAAAUGGGGAGGAUGCUCGGCCGACAUCAAGUACGGCAUAGAGUUCUCUCGCCGCUUCGUGGAUGCCCGCGAGAUUAGAAAGACUCCACGUCGUCUGAUGAACUUGCACAACAAUGAGGCAGGUAGAAAGGUUUUAGAAGAAAGGAUGAAGCUAGAGUGCAAGUGCCACGGCGUCUCGGGAUCCUGUACCACUAAAACAUGUUGGACUACUCUUCCGAAAUUCCGCGAGAUUGGCUACGUACUCAAGGACAAGUACAAUAAAGCUGUGCACGUGGAGGUAGUCCGGGCUAGCCGACUGCGCCAGCCCACCCACCUCAAGGUAAAGCAGACUCAGGGCUACCGCAAGCCCAUGGAGACAGACCUCGUAUACAUUGAGAGGUCGCCCAACUACUGCGAGGAGGACGCAGCCACAGGGAGCGUGGGAACCCAGGGACGCCUGUGCAACCGCACCUCACCACAUACGGACGGCUGCGACCUUAUGUGCUGCGGUCGGGGAUACAAUACACACCAGUACACAAAGGUGUGGCAGUGCAAUUGUAAGUUCCAGUGGUGCUGCUUCGUCAAAUGCAACACAUGCAGUGAGAGGACGGAGGUGUUUACCUGCAAAUAAGGACACGAAGAGCUCAGUGCCAGAACAAGUGACGCGCAAAGGACUAGCUAAACGAGGAAGACGCGGGAGAACGAACAGGAAGGUGUGUCUUCGAGAUUUUGAAGCUAAGAAAUGGGAUUUACACUAUCAGCUCUUCGAGGCAUCGUUUUGCACAGCAGAAUCUAUCUAAUUGCUUUUCCGAAAGUAAAUUCUAAUUAUCAGUAGGUAAUACCCCCAAAACUUUACUGUCACAUUGAGCUUGUGCUUAUGUACUGAUGUAUCCGCAGUGAAGUUGGGAAUACGUAUAAAGAAUGAGACCCUCGGUGGGAACUGUGCUUUGCACUCUGGGAUUUGUAAUUGUUCGAUUGCAAUAUAACCAGACUCGCAUGGAGAAGAACUCACAGUAACCUGGGAGUUGAUCGAAAUGACAGCCAUUGUUAAGUCUUUGACAAGAAACUCUUUGUGGGUUUUGUCAUAUUUUCACUAACGGGUGGGGGCAUAAGUGAAUCUUGACAUGAAUGAUACCCCUAGCUUGGCUGGGGCUAAUGGUGGAGGUCUGUAGAAAUGAAGAACAUUUUGUAAGUGUGGUGCAUCACGUUGCGCCAAUAUCUGAGUGGAGAACUCUGUUAAAACCCUCUGCUGCCAACUGGAAUAUGGUGGAGUAUGUUAGUUUUCCAGUCACACUGGAACUGUCUGUUCUGAACACUGAAAAUAAAUUGUCUAUUUAUGUUAUAGUAUCUUAAAACAAAACACUAACGGGUAGACAUGUCUUUUUUUGUACUAAGUGUAAAGAAAAAUACUUUUUAGAAACUCUGACUGGAAACGUGUGUCUAUUAGAACAUGACCCCCCUAAAACCCCUACAAAACCUAAUCUUUUCUUUAAAAAAAGAAGAAGAAAAGAAAAAAAUUCAUAGCUACUGGUGUGUUGACAACAGAAGAGAUCUUUACAACAUGUUUCACGUGUUUCAGACACCUGGGCUCUGCUAUGUUGUAGUUUAGCUUGUUUGCAGUCCUUUUUCGCUCCCUGAGCAGUAACAACUAUUUCAAUGGUUGUGCAAUUUCAAAGACAGUAGCAUGAAAACACUGCAGAGAUCCUUCCUAAAUUCAUUAAACAUGAACAUUAAAACUGUGCUGGAUGUGGAUGUGUUAAGUGCUGCACCUAUAUUUUCUAUUUUAAUCUAUGAGAACUAAAUGACUCCCAUUUUACUCAGUUUGAUGGUUCAGUGCUAAAAUAUCAACUGAAGUUUAACCUGCAGUUCAUCUUAAUUCUUUUUUUUAUUGAUAAUUUUCUCAAAUUCAACCAAAGACUAACUUGGAACUGAUGAUUUGCUUUUGCUUAUUCCCAUUUUGGCUAUAGGGGCAUUUUACUUCUGGCUAAAUAAGCUCUCCUCUGUAACAAUAAUAAAGGAUAUUUCCACUUUAUUACAACUUGGAUCUUACUUGAGGAUUCAUGAUCACAUUGUGCUCACUAUGGUAACUGCUGAGAGAUGAUAACAUGGUGGCAGAAAAUAGAAAUUUGAUAGCAAUUGUAAAAAAAACAAACAAAAAAAAACAACCUUUAUUGGUAUACUAUAUUGGUAAAAGUAUUGGCCCAGAUUUCUUCAUCUUUAAUUCGGGUCUUUUCGGCCCCAUUGCCACAUGUGCAUAAAGUCAAGCACCUACAAUUAUUGCUAGCUAUUCAGCCUGCCUUUAAAGACAUUUGUGAAAGAAUGGGUCAUCUCAGUGAAGCUCAAUGAAUUCAAGUGUAUUACUGUAAUGGGAUGCCACCACUGCAAAAGUCAAAGAACCACAGUAACUCAUCCACAAGGUGUCAGACAACGUAAAGCACACAGCAGGGUUGCUGAAUGUGGACGCGUACAGUGUAUAAAAGCAAAAAAAGCUCUGCAGACUCAAUAAUUGCAGAGCUCCAAAGCUCCUCUGGCAUUAACAUCAGCACGCAAACGGUGUGCCGGGAGCUUAAUGGCAUUGGUUUCCAUGGCUGAUGUGUGGAGGUUUGCCCAUAUAGCGUAUAUCUUACAAUAUAUUGUUUCACAGAGUACACAGAAAGCUGCUUGCUUCAGUUUGUUGAAGUUCAAUUAUUAUUAUUAAUUAUUAUUAUUUUUUUAAUGACAGAAAGAUUGGGCAGUAUUUGUAAUUCUUUCCAGGUAAAUUCAACUAAGCUAAUAUUUGAGAUGUUUCAGCAUUCUCAUGCCUAACUUUUUAAGUAAAAUGUCACAAAUGAAACCGACAGAAAGGUGUUGCUAUAAAGUACAAAGAGAAUCUACGUUGUGCCUGAAGGUGUUAGCACAUCCAAACCCCUUUAAGACCAUAAAUAUUUGGUUUCACAACCUGUAUUCAGUUUUGGCAGAAGUGAUAGCAUUUCUUUAAUUGAUCGCUUUUAGAGAUGAUGACAUGUUUAAAUUUAGAGGAUGUCAAGGUUGCUGUUUAGACCUGCUCUCAGUCUUUACGCUAAGCUAAGCUUUUACACCUCUUGACUCUAGCUCCAGACUUGACGCAUAGAUAAUGAGAGUAGUAUCUGCCAGUCUUCUCUAACAAUUUAACCAUUGUGAAGUAAGCGAACUGGGAUUAUUGGCAGGGAUAGCUCAGUAGGUAGAGUGGUGGCCUUGUGAUUGGAAGGUCGGGGGUUCAAAUCCACUGUACGGCUACUCUGAGCUACACACUACUCCCUGGGCGCCCAAUGGCUGACCACUGCUUCACUGAGUGAAUGGGUUAAAUGCAGAGAGGAAUUUCCCCACGGGGAUCAAUAAAGUAUACAUACAUUAACAUUUCGAAUUACUCCUUUGAUACAUGCAGUAUGAAAAAGGCAAAAAAUUGAUCUAUCCUAGCAGGUAUUUUAACCACUCUUUGCAUUUUGUUUGUUUGUUUAUAUUUAAUCUACAACACCAUGAUCAAAUCAUGUGACAGUGAAAGACUGUAUAGGCCAGUUUAUCUUCAUUUACAUGUUAAUUAAUAGAUUUGAUAUGUAGAAUGACUUUUGCACAUUUAUGAUUGCACAUAAAACGAUGUAGCCUAGUCAUUUACAACGUAGUAUCAGCUUUUCUUUAAAAAAAAAAUGUCAGCAAAGGUGCAACUCAGAUGGAUUAAACAAAGCAAUUAUAUUCAUAACGUGCACAUUUACUCAAUUAAAUAGCUUAUUAUAACAAAAAGUUUCUAGCAUGUAUUUUUACACUGCCAUGUUUUCAUUCCUCCUGAAAUAGUGCCUAAAAUAACUCCAGUUAGAACCAUUAAAAGAAAUAGACUCAGAUGCAAACACAUUUCCACACAUAAAAAGCUGAUGUGUCUUUGAUUCAAUGAUGAAUUGCAUUAUGAAAUAUAAGAGAAAGCUUACCCCUGAACCCUAAACACACAUUCUUCACUUUAUUGCUCACUGCCUGUUGGUACAAGAGUUCCUGCUCGGUGUUCAGUUGCCCGUAUCGGCUGUUCCAACAAACAUCCAAAGCUAUUAUUUUCAUAAAUUUUCUCCCUUCGAAGGAAAACACACACAUUAAAUUUGUUCAUUGUGUGUGAGUGCGUGUGUGCGCGUGUAUGUGUGUCCAGGUUCGAAGCCAAACUUUAUGUCGAAGUCUGUUAUUCAAACAUUCCAACCACGCUUAAUAUAGUAACUGGCAAGUGCAUUAGGAAGCAUAAAUCAUUAAAAAUCAAAAAUAAAUAAAUCAAGCACUCUGCUGACUUUGACAUUAUUUUGUACACAGCACAUGUUCGUAAUAUGCUGUGGUCUGCUGUCUUGAUUGUGGCACGCAUGGAACAGAAGUCAAUUAUCUCGCUCCAGUAUGGAAAGGAGCUUCUUGUCUGUGUCAAGCCGGGCAGUGAUCACAACACAGAAAGAGGAGGGAAAAAAGUCAAAUCUGUACGACUAAUAUUUUCAUUUUACACACAGUUAAAGCUCUGCAUUAUUAAUUAGAACUAUUAGGGCCUUUACUUUAUCCCUAUUUUCGAUUAUGUUUCCAAGUGUGGAUGAUAUUACUCUCAAAACCCGAUGUUGCUGAUAAGAAGAGUCGAACUAAGGAUUUUAGCAUGCAGAAUGAAAGGACGGCUGUCCCAUCCCUCAAGCCUCCUCAUGCACUCUGUGUUGGCAAAAGCGUUUUGGAGUCACUAAAUGGGGAGAGAUCCCUCAUGCAAAUGACCUGAUGUGAAUAGGAAGUUACUCAGUGUGCCUCUUUGUUUUUGGACACACAAACAAGAGUGUAGUUCUUUUGUGAGGGUGUUUUUGAGAUGGAUGGGAUGGCUUGAUGAAAGGAGGUGCAUGUGAAGCCGGAAACAGCAAGUGAAAAGGGUGGGUAUUUAAGAGAGGGCCUGACUGAGAAAUAGUGGGUGCACUGUAUAAGAAGGAGCAGCUGCUGGUGCGAGUUGGCGACAAACUAAGGCAAAGCUAGUAAAAAAAGAAGAUAUUCGGUGUAUUGUAUAUAUGAUUAAAUCCAAUUUUUAAUUGAUGUUUAUUAUUAUCGAGGAGAAAAAGAAAAGAGCAAUAAAUGUUCAAAUCAUUCAUAACUUUACAUAAUUCACAAAUGACCUUUUCAGACUUUUGUCGGCUUUCGUCUGUCUCUAUGUAAUGGAUAUGUGGAUGAGAGCCAUGCUACUUCGUCAAUUAAACGGAGGCUCGCGCUCAUCCUCCUGCAUGUGAAAAGCAUUGUGGACGGGCAGCAGAGCAGAAGUAAGAUGUGUUUUGUUAGUUGUCUGAAGCCCAGGGGACCGGAACCAUAUAAGCUCCCCAUAUUAUUCCCUGGAUUGAGAAAAAUAAAUCCAUUUGUUUCCGACAAACAUUUUGUCAUUAAAAAUAUGAGAUAGAAAAACAGAGUCUGCUGUGUGUGCCUUCUUCUAAAGCUGCUAUUGUUUGGGUGUCAGGAUCAUUAGUUCAUUGGGAUAUAUUCUGCAAGCUAAUGCUUCUGGUCCAUUUCACUUCUGGGAGCGAUGUGCCCACUUUUCCAAUUCAUGGAAAGUGAGUUAUGAGGUAACAUAACAGCUGGAAUGGAUGAACCUUGCCUGUGUUAAGGCCAAGCAUUUACCUUAUGUAAAUUUAACACAUUAUCAUGCUGUUCAGAGUUCACUGCAUGGCGAAAUGUGUCAGGGACAUAAGAGCUUUGUGAGCCAUGGGAAGCUUUUAAUGUAGGCGAAGGAAUCACAAGACUGCCAGCUUCCAAUCAUGAAAGCUGAAAAGAAGAGGGAAGACAGAAACAUGGAAAAAACCAUAGUCCUAUGGGGUCAUUUACUUUCUUGUCCUUUGGAUAUUUCUAUUAAUUUGAACCAAUAAAAUGACUCAACACUGUCCAAUUCUCAAAUCCUGUGCUGCAAAGAGAUUUUAGGGUGUCUAAGUAAUGAAAUGGAUCUAAGCCAAAGGUGUACAAACCAGCUUUUAAUUUAAAUUUGAUAGGAUAGUAUAGAAAAUUGUUUUCCCCAGCUUUUGUUUCUGUUAUUGUGACGUUAGAAGGGUGUUCAGAAAUUUCUUUGAAAUAUCUCCAGUAUCCUCCUUCGCUGAUUUGUAACUUUCGUAAUGGACAUUUAGGUUAACAGCUUGGCCCUUCACAGAUACGACACGUGAUGAUGUGUGAAGAGACAUGAAAGGGUGGCAAAAAAAGAAAGAAAGAAAAUGACCCAAAUGAAGGGAUGAAAUCUAAGAUCAAGGAGUGAAAGAUCUACUGAGCUGAUUCUUGAGAUUAGCCAGACACCAAGUGAGAAGGAUUGUUGUCUUCCAGACACCGCACUUCAAUUACAGACUUCUCCUAAGUAGAGGCAGGGGAUGUUUAACAGCCCCGUGGAUGACAGAUUAUUUUGGGGUAUUCCUUUGAACCUUUUUGUUUGUUAUUCUGGGAUAUAGUCUGGAUUCUGGAUGAAAUCAUAAAAGUGCUACUGUGCAGAGGGCAUCUCUUAGCAGCCCGUGCGAACAGAACACAAAUGCAGCCAGUGCCAUGAUGAUGCAGGUUUCAAAUUAAAUUUUCAACAAAGCAGAGGAGCAGACAAUACAGCAUAAGGCCGCCCACAGCACAGCCUGCUGUAAUUAAGAACACAUAGUCUUUCUUUGUCAUGUGAUCACUUGGAGUGGUGUUUUUCUGUGUUCCUAUAACUUUGUUUUGACUGCUUGUCUUUGUGAAAGACCAUCAUUUGGAGGUUUCUCAUCAUCUGUUUGAUAUUAGUGGUGAGGAACACAUGGCCAUUCAAAGGCAAAACCCUGUGUGACAUCAUAAACCACAAGGCAAAGUGGGGAUCAUCAAGACCCCAGACUGAGGACUCUGAACACUACCUGACUGCCUUCAUCCAUCUUUAGUUAUAUUGUUAAAAAAAGAAAAUAAAACGGACCAUCGUUGGUCUCGGCUUCUGAUGUGUCUUUGGGCUUUUUUGCCGAACUGUCUCUCGUCCCUUCUACAAAGACAAUGGAGAACUUUGUGCAUGACGACUGAAGGAAAAAGAAGAAUAUGGCCAAAUCCCACAGAUUUUUUACCUAUAUAUAAAAACAAACCAAAAGGAACAUUAAAAAUGUCCAGUUAAAGAACUUCAAGUACCUUUAGAGUCACAGAUAUCAAAAUGAGCUAUAUCUUUAUAAGCAGACAAGACAGCCUGGGGCGUAAUGACGCCCAAUUUGGCAUGCACACCUGUUUAUGUUGGACUGGGGCACUAAGCAGGGCUUGUAAAAUAUGAGCAAGGUUAAUACUUAUGUGGUGACGCCCUCGGGCCUCACAGCUACAUUAAGGACAGCAUCAGCAGUCUGAGAUGAUGGGAUGGGUCUAACCCCAGGCACUGCUGUAUGUGUUCAUGCGUGUGCGAAGCUCAUUCGGCGGAUUUAUUUGUCGGGUACUUUGUGUUUCUGUCUGCAUGCAUGUGUGUGUGCGUGUGUGAGAAGACCGACACAUCGCUAUGGGAAGUGGGUUUCUACGUGGACACAUUUGGUGAAGGGAGUUCGAGGACAGCCCACACGCGCUUUUGUGCUGCUCAGUGUCCAGUGGUUGGCUAGGCCACGACUUCUCCUUGAGGUUAUUUUUCUCCUCAUGUUUUGUUUUUCGUGAAGUGAGGUCGGGGUUCUAUAAGCAGACUCCACCUUGGGGAAAAACUACAGGCCACUUUGGGGAGAUUAUCUUAGCACUUCAACCCCCCCCCCCUCCGGCAUCUGUGAAGCAAAGCAGAGAGACAAGCGUCCUGAAAGAAGCGAAUAAUGAAUUUCACAACGAAAACUGUAACGUGGUAAUACAUUUUCCAGGCCUUAAGCACAUGUUAUUUCCUAGGACAAAAACUGACUCAUUAUUUAGCAAUUCAUUUUUUUUUUAUAAACCAUGAUUUAUUUUUUAUAAAAUGGAAUUUGGCAUAUCCCAGCAUGCAAAUAAUAAACCGAACUGACUGAAAUUACAACAAACUAGCUCAGUCCAAACCAUAGAAAACCAGAAAGGCUUCAAGUGCUGGACUUCAUGAUCUGUUCUGAUAAAACAACAUCAAUGCGCUAUGCAGCUGAAACCACAGAACUUGACACUCCACAGCUGUGAUUUGUAAUUUUAUUUUAUUAUUAUUAUUUUUUUUAGUUCUUUGUUAACUUAUACAGCAUCGAGCAUUCUCAGCAACUACACCAAAAAAAUCCACAGUUAUUUGUGCACCUUGUGCCUACUGUAAACUGUCACAUUGCUGCAUCUGCAACAAGGUUUUAGCUCUUUCCUCCACUAAACAGCAACACUUUUGAGUCCGUUUCAGAGGAUAAUUCGGGAGUAGCCAACCCCACUAGACAGCCAGGGCCAGUGGGAUUCAGUGCCAGUGUAUCAUCCUUCCCUGUCUAGCCUGUGGAAAGAGCAGUGGUGGUGGUGAGGAGGUUCCAUGAUGUGGGUCACAUACAUGGAAAAUUCUGCUGAAUCCAUUGCUUUUCCAUGGGGAUGGAAGGUCACCGGAACAACACACAAACGGCUCCAGCUCAACAUGUAGCUAAGCGUGCUGCAUGAAACACUGGGCCCUGUUGUUCAAACAAAUUAUCUCGUGACAUUAUGACAUUUAAUGGCUUUCUCAGCUGUGUCAAACCCAGCGAGUAGCGGAGGUUUAAGCAUUUCUGGCAGACAACGAGGAGCAGCAUGUAGAGAAAGUUUGCUUAACGCGAGUGAACUUGUCCAUCUCCUGCUCAGAGAGUUGAUGGCUAACUCAGUCUGUCAGCAAAGCGCACCACAGAGAAAGUAACAUUAGAGAAACUGGUUGCCCAGCACUUGUAUAUUUCUAUCUCCAUCUGUGUCAUGGGCUGGAAGUGGGCUAGUGUACAUGCCUUUGAAUAUGUAGGGCAUUGGACACCAACUUCAUGUGGUUUGGGAGAAGUUAAAGGCUGGUUGGGGCUUUAAUCCAGCUACCCUCCUCCCAGUUUUCCCCUCUUUUUCUUGUCUCUGUGGGUCUCAACCCCCACCCCCUCAUCCCCACCUCACCCUCACCACUGACUCCCCUUUACCACACAGACCCAUAAGCACCCCAGGUCCCAAAGACCGUCAUCUCCUCACCACCACCCCCAUCGCUGCGUCCACACCAACUGGGCCUUGCCUCAGCCGUGGCCUCCUAAUGGCUGAUGGAUGUGCCGAGGUCAGAGUGAUGAUCUAGACAAGUCCUCUGGUCCAUCACUGAGUCUUUGAUCAACAUACUUAACCCUUUCUUCCUAAGAAGCCAUCCCCCUACCCUCAGUGGAUGAGAAUGUGGGGAGAUUGAGUUACACAGUGCUGGGUAGUGGGCAGGCUGACAUCCCUUUGGUAACACAUGUCUUUGUUUAAGGCAAGGCUCUGGCACUGACAGUCUUCUUCUAAACCCCCGUGCUUCUAUAACGCUCCACCAAAGUUACCAGGGAGAAAGUCUGAAAGAGAGUUCAUAAGAAAAUGGGCAGUUUUUUACUGAGUCAACCACACUGGUAAACCAGUCGACAGCAAUUUUGAUUUUCUUGGAAACCAGCUUGAAUGAGAAGAUUAACAGAAGAUUAAUAAAAUGUUUAUUUAGCCCGGCAAUGCUCUAUUCUAAUAUUCAAACUCACUUCUAUUAUUUGGAAUGAACCUUUAGAGUUCCUUUAUAUUUUAAAAGGUUUUACGACUGCUGCGGAUAUCUCUGUUUGUUUGAAUGCUGCUUGGUGUAUUGGAGAAUACACUUUAAAUCUGUUGCACAAGUCGGUUUUUGUGUAGCAGGUGUCAACUUGUUGAGCAGAACCACACAGCCAUCAAAACAACAGUGUGUUUUUUUAAACUUUUUUUUUUGUGAUACCACAAAGUAAUUGAAUUUAACGAGGCUUCUUAGAAACCGAGUACAGAUUUUGCUUAAAGCCAGAACUUGGUGAUUAUAUGGUCGUUAUUUAUAGAUAAUCUGAACGAUAUUUUUAUUUCCAUGCGAGUCUAUGUAUGAUACUUGUUUUCUAAUCCUUCUUCUGUGACACUUUAAUAUGGCUGUGAAGUGCCAUAUGCGUUAUAAAUCUAAUUAGAGGAUAAAAAAAUGAGAUGGCUCAAUGAAUUAUCAUUUCAGAUAUUUUGCUUUGAGUUCUGUAAACACAACAAAUCAAAUUUUUGUCUGUACAUAAUAAUCCCACACAUUCUGUUGAAAGCUGCGAAAGAUUAAGAAAAUAUUUAUUGGACUUUGAAUUCCCUCCUUGAUGAUUUUAAUUAGCCUCUGACCAGAUACAGACUGAAACUGCGGUUUGAAAGAAUAGUUGCUCAGUAUGUUCAUCUUAGGAUCACCUUACCAGAUUUCGGAUAUGUUCUAUCAAUUAGCAGACUUGGGCAGAAGGCAGAGGAAAAAUUAAUAUGGUUCUAAUUUUAAGUGUCAUGGUUUCUGCAUUUGGACCUGCAUAUCGUCCUUCCAAAGAAAACUUCUACCCUGAUAUUUUUCUGUUUUAUUGAGCUGAAUUGCAGUAAAAUGUGAUCCACAAAUACAUAAACGCAUUAGACCUCAUUGGGAAGUGCUAUUAGGUCUUGGAGCAGCAGUAAAAUCCAUUUUAAACUCCUGCCAGUUCUCUGGCCUGCAACCUGCAGUUACACCUCUCAUCACUCGGACCAUUAAAGAAUAUGGCCUGCUUUACAUGCAGUUGAAGUGAUGGGGCGCACAGACACCGAACGUGCUCCUGUCCUGUCAUGUCCAAAAUGUCUGCUUGGCCUUCAGUGGACUUUUCCCAAGCGCACAGGUUGUCGAGCCAACGGCAGCUGUCAGAUGGUGGUUGUUGGCAGGGUGUGGUGCCUGACUAGCGGGUCUGACCAGACACUUGUGCUGCUGCGCUGAGCCAUUAGCAGAAAGUUGACCCCAAAGCCUUCCCUCAGACUACUGGUUGACGUACUGUGGUUGUCGGGGUCCACGAUAGCAUGGGUGAAUCACAGCCGAGUGGAUGACCCGAGCUUCCAGUGGUCACGUCAGGAUUGGCUAAUUCUGACAGAAGAUGUCUGAGCUUCUUUUACAUGUGUGUUUAUCUUUUGAAUUUUUUUUCUAUUAAUCUUUUAUGCACAGCCCGAGUUACUUCACAGCUAAACAAACAGUGAUUUGUGACCCACAGUAAUCCUGUUCUUGAGUCAUAUCCCUUCUUUUCUCUUUCCUUAAAUAUACUACUCGAAGUUCCCUCCGUAAGAUCUUCAGAUUUGGCAAAAGAGUAGUGAACACAUCUUAAACCAGAGUUGGCUUAAGUGGUGACUGUCACUAUGGCAACGUCCUCAUGUUUUCAGUUUGAAACUGACAUCUCAGUAGGUCCUGUUGUGUCCUGAUAUGUGGGGUUAGAAGCUGUUCUACAUGUAUGAGGUGAGUUAUUAGGAAGUUUGCUAAUUACAGGGGGUGAAUAAGGUAUGCAGUAAAUCUUGCAGAUUAGAGGCUGGAUGUAGCAAACUAUCUGUAAACUUAAACACACUGUCACGGGGACUUUACAGGCCCCAUGAUGGCAGAAUUGGACAACCACAAUGCCAAGACAUGGCAUGGAAGAAUUACUUAUCAAAGUCAUGAAAAUGAAGCCAAUGAAUGCAGGUUUAUGAAAUACUAAGGGAUCAGCCAAAUGCAACGAAGGAACCACUGUGCCUCAUUCCAUGCUUUCCAUGUUGCAUUGAAAUCUUUCCACAUGUUAUGUGACCUCAAAUCAAUGAAUUUUUUAUUAAAAAGUGCUGAAAUAGAGGCAGAGGACUCAGGCUUAACACAAGCUUAACCCAAAGAUGGUUAAAGUUUACAACUUUAGUUGUCUAAAUAUGUGUGUGUGUGUGUGUGUGGGGGGGGUGUUACUUUCGCUUUGCAGGUAUGAUUUUAAAUAUUAUGGAAAUAUUUUUAACAAAAUGGCAAUACAGUAAAAUAAGUUUAUCAUAAACACAAUAAAUGCAUGUGUGUCUGUGUGUAUUCGUUGAAGGAUGGGAGCAGGGUAUGGGUAUUUUUCUGGGUCUGAUUCUAUGGCAUAUGAGGCACAAAUUUUUCCUGGCUAGUGAGACCGUGCAGCCCACUCUCAUGGCUCUUAGAAAUUAAUGUAUUGCAGUUGGAGUUAUGUUUUGUGCCAGCACCAUGCAUCCUCUCAUGGGACAUGAAAGGCAAAGUGGAAGAAAAGCUGACAUUUACAUUUCUGAAUACCUUGAGUUAUAUGAAAUAACUACAUUCAUAUCAAUGUCUCAAAAGGAAAGCCCUGUCAUGGGAACAGAUUUCCAUCUAAAGUUCCAGUCACACAGACUGGUUGGUAACCUCCUGACAGCCACCCUUCCCCAGGGAAAAAUCUGUACUCCAACAAAGCUAAUGAAAAUUCAGUCGUAUGUAGCACUUGCUGGCUCUCCCAGGCAUUUGGGAUUUCCAGUGUGUCGCCGACUGCUCUAUCGGACUUUGUGUUGCUUGUUGUAGGCUUUUAGGUUUAGGUUUGUUAAGAGUUCUUCACAAUAGUACUGAACAAAAGCUUCCUAGCUUAGGUAAAUUAGAUAUAGAGCUACGGUCCUAUUAAAGUUUUUAAAACAUGUUUUGGUCUUAUUUCUACAACUUUCUAAAAUCAAUUCAUCCUUCCUAAUCUUACAGGUAUAGAUAUUGUUCUGCAACGUGAGUUGUCAAUAAUCAGUUAAUUUUCUUCUCUGUGAGUGUUGUUAAUAAUUAUUCACAGAUAUUUAAGGUUGGUGACUUGUUCCAUGUCCGGCAUUUUCACGACUACCCACUUGAAUAUGUCAAAAAAGGUUAGUGGCAAGCUGGAGCGACAACACAAUCAGAUUGACGUUUGCUGCUAACUCAACAACUCUUAAGAUAAGAUGGGAGUAGACCAUAUUAAAACAAAGGCAAAAUCCAUAAAACAGUACACAAACAUAUGAGGUGGUGUUGUCUUGGUGACUACAUAUUGAUGAAGACAUGAGAGCGGUGGCCUUCUUUUCUAACUCAAUUAUAGUGCCAACAGAGUUACUGAUUACAGAUUAUACUGAACUUGCAGUGAACCUGUACAGCAAACACAGUGAUAGAAGGUAUUUUAACUGUUUAUUGUUGAUUAAAGCAAAGGCUUUGUGAAGUGAACGUCUAAUAUCUGUUCAAGGUGUUGCUGCAUUUAAAGACAUUAACGACAUUUAUCACUAAGUAGAGUGUUGUUACUAAAAUGAUGAGCAAAGAUCUGGAAUUACUUAAAUCAGAAGUGUCACUUGAGCUGUUUAUAUGGACAGAUGUAUACAUAAUGCAAACACAAAAUAUGAGCAUAAAGUAACACAAGGUAAUAAAAAUAUCUGUGUAACACCAAACAAGACAUAUUAUAGAUGAUAAAAAAGUGAUAAUACUGGAUAAGAGCAGAAAAAGACUGGGCAAGAGAGAGUGAGUGAGAGUAGGGCAGAAGCAGGCCGGUCUAAAGGGUUGGCACAUUUAUAAGCAGUGACCGUGAGAGGCUCCUUUCUGGCCUAUGGUUGGCUCUUUCACAGGUUCCUCCUCCCUAGCACUGAAAAGGACCCCACAUGAGUCCCCACUGCCCUGUCAGUCCACUUUCCUUUUCCAUGAGUCCCCAACAGCUGUUACAGGGUGGCGCUGGGUCUUAUUUGGAUUCAUUUACAGCCCCCUGCCUGAAGAGCUUGGUUUUGUCAGGGCUGUUGUGGUAGCUUGCUCACUCUUUGGUUUAAAAUAUGUUGCAUGUCAGUUAUUUGAUGGUUUGGCUGUUGACAAGUGUUGGUUAAACUCAUUUGGCUGCUCAGAGAAAAAAAAAAAAAGGGCCUCCAAUAAGACUGAACACUUGAAUUCAUUUUUCAAAUGUGACAUAUUUUUUCAGCUCUGCCGUUUCAACAUUGCAUGAAUGGUUUCCUUUAACCAUAAUAUAAUGUUGUUGGCGCAAAAUGUUCGAAAGAAAUAUUUCCUAAUUAUGACUGGGGAACAUAAUCUGUGAUCAGAUAUCAAAUGAAACCAACGUGGCAUGUUUUCGUGUGGAGAGCAAAACUCCACUCUACAAUUUUGGCGAAGCAAUGAGAUGUCUGAGAUGCUCACUGACACUUUGCUCUGACUCAAAAAGACUAGGAAUCAUCUGCCACAGCAGCUCUAACAUUUUCCUGAGCUUUUGAUAAACAGGUGCACCACCGCGAAUCUCGUGGAAAGAGUUUACAACUAACCCUCCAUCACUCCCAACCCACAUAAAGACCUUGUGGAUUGCACAGGAGGACAGUGGUAGAUAUAUCACGUGGAAAAGUGAUACGGCAUACUACUAUGGUUCUGUGCCAAAGGAGCUAGGAGAGCCAUGUGCGGUCAGAGUGGUGAGGGGAGGCCUCACAGUGUUGGCAGGCACGUGCGCUAUACUGCACCAGAUGCUGGUUUAUGAUCAUUUGUGUUAGGCAAUUGCAGAUUUGAGUGUUUACCUGCUUGCAUUUUAACCAUACUGACACUUGUGUAUCGUUGUGUACUGUGUAACAGUGACGCUUUGGUAUAAUUUGAUAUCAGUGCAACUUUGAUCUGUUUAAAUUUAUAAUAAAAAUAUAUCACAAGUUGAA